Messenger RNA from Leptopilina heterotoma, 521 nucleotides. RefSeq names its product egg protein CP422-like. The record is from RefSeq and is a predicted model, not a curated record. The coding region runs from base 82 to 429 and encodes 115 amino acids. The transcript is spliced from 5 exons. NCBI's taxonomy places the organism in Eukaryota, Metazoa, Arthropoda, Insecta, Hymenoptera, Figitidae.
AUCAUUCUUCAUGAACAAUUUUCUGUUACUCUUUCGUGGAAGUUAGUUACACUUCGACUUAUAUAAAAAUUCUUAAAAAAGAUGAAGUUCUAUAUGAGUUUUCUCUUAAUUGUUGGACUUUUGGUCGUCACUAUCAAUGGUCAACCACCCUGUCGAAAUCAUUUAAGUUUUUGUUUAAACACUCGAGAAUGCUGUCCUCCUCUUGAAUGCAGCUUCCGGGAUAACAAAUGCUUGUAUCCAGGGUCUUGCCGAACGUGGGGACAAUAUUGUACUAGUGAUGUAAGUUGCUGUGCUGGUCAUCGUUGUCAUCCAGUUCAGCAAAAAUGUGUCAGAACCGAAGAACUUUGUUCACAAUUCAACCAAAUUUGCAACGCCUUUCAACAAUGCUGUUGGGGUACAAGAUGCAUUAACGGUCGAUGUGGGCGUUAAUCUAGUGGAUACAUAAUAACAAAAAAAAAUUGUAAAUUCAAAAAUUACAAAACUAUUAAAAACUAUUUAAAUAAAGGAAUUUUUUUCAAAAA